GCUAAAGUAGCGCCACAUAAAGUCGCUACAUAACCUGCAAUCAUAAUAAUAACAAAAGCGUCGCGAGAGUGGCUUUUGUCGUCAAAUAUCGCAAAUUGUUUUCUAUCUAACCCGUUGGCUGCACGCGGUUUGUUGGUGUGAUGUCGAACACAUGAGCUUUGGCGAACAGUGUCGGCAAGAUGGGCGACAUACGAGCUGGUUUAGACGACUUGAAGCUCGAUGGUGCUCUAUUUGCCAACAUUAAAUACUACGUCAGCGGUGAAGGCGAUCCUAAGAUUUUGAAUUUGCUGCAAGAAGGUGGGGCUGAAAGAUCAAAUUAUUUUAGUGAUUUUGUUACACACUUGAUAGCAGGUUACGAAGCACUAGAAAAUGAUAUUUCCGAAGCAAAGGACCUAUAUCAGAUUCCAGCAGUUACACAAAAUUGGAUCUUAUAUUCUGUUAAAUGCAACAAACUUCUACCAGCGCAAUACUUUUCUCCGGAAGAAGAUCAAUUAUUCUCAAAUGUGCGUGUCUGCCUAUCGCAAAUAAGUCGAACAGACAGCAAGUUGCUCUGGGCAAUGAUAACAUUGCAAGGUGGGAAAUGUCAACUACGCUUGGAUAAAUAUUGCACUCAUCUCAUCACAGGCAAAGCUAGUGGCGCAAAAUAUGAAACUGCCAUGAAACAUCAUAUAAACAUUAUAACGCCUGAUUGGAUAACAGAAUGUUGCAAGAAAGGUGCUCUUGUGAGCGAAGUGGAGUAUCAUCCUAGAUUGCUUGUAUCUCCAAAUAGUUCAACCGCUAUGAUUACUGGAUUUAUGGACGAAGAUAUUGAUAAUAAUGUUGCGCAAGAAGAACAAGACAGAACUAAGGCCAUGUUGGAGCAGCUCAAGCAACGGAUGCCAUGGAAUCAGCCCAGUCCACCAGUUUCAAGUGCUUCUCACAGCCUUGGUGCAAGCAGCACGAUAACCGUUCCUUAUUCGACGAAUGGACAAAAUACUGUGCAAUCACAACAACAUCUUCGGUCAAUUUCUUCAACCAAUUUAAGCACUUCCACAAUUAUUCCGCCAAUCUCCGAUCAGAAUAUUGUCAGCCAAACCACUUGGCUUCCACAGGCGUCUCAGCAAAGCAAUAUUUCUCAACAAAUGAAAGUUGUGACACCGCAAAUACAACAGCAAGAGCUAUCGCCGCAACAACAACAAAUAAAUAUGCAACAAUUGAUGCAACAGCAACAAUUAACGCAACAUCAACAACAUAUGCAACAAACGUCGUAUAAUCCUCACCAACUUCUAAAUCAACAACAAUCGUCUCAAGUACCAUCUCAACAACAGCAAUUAAUAGGACAGCAAGAGCAAUCACUCGGACAGCAGCCGAUGAUUACGCAACAACAACAACAGCAGCAGCAGCACCAACAACAACAGCAACAACAAAUAAAUUCGCAAUUAUCACAGCAUCAGAUACCUGCGCAACAACAAGCAUUAUUAACGUCGCAACAAAAGCAAUUAAAUCAACAUCAAAUCAACGUUCAACAACAACAGAUAAAUCAACAGCAGCCAUUACAGUCGCAACAGCCACAUUUGGCACAGCAACAAGUGCACGUAGCUCAACAACAACAACAACAACAGAUAGUAAUGCAACAACAGCAACAACUGUCUUCUCAGCAAUCGCAGAUUGCGAGUCAGCAUCAACUGAAUCAACAGCCACCUCCAUCUCAACACGUCACUCCGGAACAAAGGCAAUUAAUCUUGUUACAACAACAACAACAACAACAACAAAAGAUACAACAGAUUUCGCAGCAUUUACAACAAUCCGCUCCGCAGAACACUCAACAGUUUGUUCUAAGAGAUGGUCAAUUGCAACAACAAUCGCAAAAUCAACAAUUACUCGGACCGAAUCAGCAAGGAUUUAUUUCAGUACAACGAGAUUCGCAAUGGCAGCAACAGCAGUACCACUUGCAGUUGCAAAGACAGCAACAGCAAAUUGGCGCUCAGAGAUCUACUGGAGGACAAUGGAACCAGCAACCUCCUCAACCUCCUAGACAGUUGAUUCAUUUGGAUGCGCAGACGCAUCAGCAGCUACAACAAAUGAAUACACAACAGAGAGCUCUGUUUAUUCAGAGACUUCAGAGGCGACAAAUAUCUCAGAGACAGAUGCAGAGUCGUCAGGCACAACAAAACUCACCACAUAUCGUUAUAAGGAGUCCUGGUAAACCGGUACAACCGGGCAAUUUACAAUGGGUUCAACAAGCUCGGCCGCAGAUGAUGGGACCACAACUUGCACAAGCCCCCGGACAAAAACCCGUACAUCCCGGGGUGCAACCACCGGCGUUAACUCCAAUAAAUUCUUCCAAUCAAGUUAUUGUGCCAGCCGGUCAAAAUGUUCAAGGAUUACAAGCGUCUCAGGCGGGACAGACAUUCCAACAGGGACAAUUGACACCUCAACAGUUAGCACAGUUGCACAUGCAAAAGCAACAACAGAUAGCUAGACUGCAACAACUGCAGCAUCUACAACAACAACAGCAGCAGCAGCAGCAGCAGCAGCAGCAGCAGCAACAAGGCGCACAACAACAAGAUGCGUCGUUAUCGUCUCUGUCAAAUAACGCGCAGAUCCCGGCAGAUCAGCAACUAAAUGCCAAAACAAAAACAGCACUGGCUAACAUGCUAAGUAACAGAAUACAAACCGGUGCUGCUGAAGGUAGCGCGGCUGGUCAAUUAAGAAUGAUGACUGCGCAGCACAGACCUCCACCUCCUCCUUCGCAAGAUCCACAGCUUUUAGCCGCUUAUCAAAGAAAGACUUUGGGAAAUAUAACAAACGGUGCUCCGUCGGGAGCAUCUUUAAAGAUGCAAUACGCUCCGGUUAUGCCACAACCUAAAGCCCAGUUUUACGGUCACAAUCCAAACUUAAAACUGCCACCAGACUUGUUUUUGUUAGGAUGCAUUUUCGUCAUUGUUGAAUACGACGUGCAGCGUCCGAAUGAAAUUUUAGUCUGGAAACAAGUCAUCGAGAGACACGGCGGCGAAGUAGAGCCGCAAUAUUGCACUCGUGCGACUCACGUAUUAGCUAUUACGCAAAAACAUCCAACCGUGGUGCAAGCUUUGCGCGAAGGAAAACGUUGUGUCAGCGCGCACUGGCUUUCUGAUGUUGUCAGUAAGCAGCAAGUAAAUUUUCCUUGGCACGUUCUCCAUUUUCCAACGCCGUUCAGCUUAACCGAACUUCCCUGUGUCAAACAUAUUGUGUCCUUGUCCGGAUUUGAGGGAGAAGAACGGGCAAAAGUAAAAUAUAUGCUAGAGGCUUUGGGUGCAAAAUACACGAAUUACUUUUCCAGACAUAACACUCUUCUUAUUUGUAGAAGACCAGAUGGACAAAAAUAUAAAAAAGCGCGCGAAUGGCAAACCAGCGUUGUAAACGCACAAUGGUUGACGGAUUUGCUUUGCGGACAAAUGAAUGCCUUGCAUCAACUCGACAGUCCAAAGUAUCAACAGUUCAGUUUGAACAAUCCUUUCAGAUUAGAUCAUUCACUAGUGCCUCAUCUAAUGGCUGCUUGGAAAAUGCCGAUAAAUAUUUCUCAAGAGUCAUAUGGAAAAGUAAAACAAGUUGCACAAGGUCCAAAUUCGAUCAGAAAACAUAAAAAACCAAGAUUGGACGGUCCGCUGUUGAAUAAAGAUCCUCACCUUUUGGGUCUAGAUGAACAGAUCGUUGUUAGCAAUCCUGAUCCUCCGACGCCUGACAAACAACCGAGAAUAUUGUUUUCCGGUAUAAAUCCUCGAAAACAUGCAAAGAGGAUUCGAGAACUGGGAGGUGUUCUGGCUGCUAGCUGGCGAGACGCUACUCAUCUCGUUAUGUCAGCACCGUUACGAACAGUAAAGCUGUUAUGUUGUUUAUCCCGAUGUAAAUAUAUUGUCAAUCUUCAAUGGUUACUCGAUUGCUCUGCGAAAAACACAUUCGUCGAUGAGGGCGCAUAUAUGCUCGGUGAUGCAGAAUUUGAAAAAAACUUCAAUUGUAAUAUCGAAAAAGCUUUAGCGAGUCCCAAUCGAGGAACAGUACUUAAGGGUAAAAUAUUUUACGUAACGCCAAGUGUGAUACCGUCUCCUUCGGCAAUCGCGGAAAUAAUAGAAAGUGCAGGAGGCACAAUGGAAAAGACACGUAGAUCGAUUGCGCAAAUACAAGAAUUAAACGCUGGCAAAUUAAAUUAUAUUAUCGUUACCCAUGAAAAUGAUCUCCAUCUUCUUUCUGAUGUCUUGCACGCAAAUAUCAAUGUUUACAGUGCGGAAAUCGUACUAGGUGCAGUUGCACGACAAUACUUUCAACCUGAUUCGAAUCAAGUUUAAAGUACGCAGAUGUAUACACGUCACUGAAUUUUUAUCCCUAUUACGGGCCUAUCAAGUCCUUAGCAAGUUAUUUUCAAGAUGAUAAAUCAUUUACUUAUAUCUUCUGCUAUGGGACAAUAAAGACUAUAUAAUUUUAUGAUAUAAAAAAAUGUUAUUUUAUAUGUAAUAUUUUUAUACCUCUACAAAAUACCAAUGUUUUUCAACUGUGUGACAUAAAAGGUCUGCAGAAAAGUGCCACGUCAAUUUGGAAAAAGAUGAAAAAAGAAGCGAGAAAAAAAUCGUUGAGCGUAAGAGAGAGAGAAAGAGAGUUAGUGCGCUUCUUGGUUAGUGUGCCUCUAUUUGAAAAAGAAUAAAAAAACACUGUCUCCUUUACAAUUCUUCGAAAAUUAUAAAUCAUAAUAUAUCGCGAAAUAUAUGUGUAUAUAUAUAAUAAAUAUCUCAGUAUAUCUGGCAUCCUCUAUAUAUAGAUAAUUUACGUUAUAUAAAACGUGUGUGUGUGUAACACUCCGAGCACUAAAGUUUUUGAUGUAUCAAUUUCGAAUAUUCCAUUCUCUUUUGCGCGUGCGCGAAUAAUUUAAAAAUUAAAAAUCUCAAACAAAUAAACUUUUUUUAACAAAUAAAGGAUUGACUUAAUUUUUAUAACCAACGUAUAUAAUUUAGUCAUUAUAAAUAAUCGUUUAAAGUUCUCUCAAAGGAAAAGAUGGAUAACGAGAUUCGAUCUUCUGAUAACUAUAACACUUAAUAUAGGCAUUGUUAUAUUAUAUCAACACAGUAGGUAUUAGUUUCCAUUAUAUAUAAUAUAUUAAUACAACAUUUACAAAUGCAUUGUACGCAGCAUUGCCGCUAGGCAAUGAUUACUUUUACUUUUCCUGU
Molecule: messenger RNA, 5177 nt
Organism: Pseudomyrmex gracilis
Lineage: Eukaryota; Metazoa; Arthropoda; Insecta; Hymenoptera; Formicidae
Gene: Ptip
Product: PAX-interacting protein 1-like
Exons: 9
Coding region: 180-4304 (1374 amino acids)
Cellular component (GO): MLL3/4 complex
Source: RefSeq, a predicted model, not a curated record